AUGACUAGCCCACCUGACCAUCUACAAAUGGUAUCCUUACGGGGAGAAGAAUAUGUAUUCGAGCUCAAGGGCAUGAUGCCCGAUGGGCUAAUCGAAGUGUAUCGCCAAUUGUACAUGGAUUCGUUCCUGAUAUUUGUACUCCCGGUUGACGUUGAGAACAUUAAAUACUUCCGAGCAUGGUCCGUACGGGAAGCCCUCAACUUUUGCACCGACUUGAGGCUUCAUAAUAUCCCAUCCGACCUCCUUAGCAUGAAGAUUGAUAAGAUAGUCUGGGAGUCGAUGUUACCUACCAGAGGGUCAAGCUAUGCCAGCAUUCCCAUGGCGAAUGCCUCGAAGGGACCCAGCUGCACCACCCUCGCCUAUUCUCCAAGCAUGGUGGAGGAAAAUGGGACUAUCUUGCGAAGACGAAACCCUAAUGGACAGCUCCUCGACAGAUUCCAUGCUUCCAAAUGUCGAGAGGCUUUUAACACAGGAGAAAGUCGAGGAGUUCCUGGAGGAACAACAGUUGACGCAGUGGUACACCACCCGCGCAACUCUGCCCAAGAAGCCGGUAAAGCAGGGCUCGCGAGUUUCUCGUCGGGAACGCUCCGCCUCAAGGGGCCGGGCCUGGAGCCGCUCGAGGGCUCAUAG
Messenger RNA from Clonostachys rhizophaga, 630 nucleotides. NCBI's taxonomy places the organism in Eukaryota, Fungi, Ascomycota, Sordariomycetes, Hypocreales, Bionectriaceae. The record is from the annotation of a GenBank genome assembly.